CAACUCCCAGACGAACCCAGCCACCAACCUGUUACGUAAUGACCUGAGAGCGCUGCUAUCGCCGCCUAUCACCUUCUGUUUGCUAAGUAGCUAUCUGUACGAGAAAGUGGGUGUAAUGGGUAGAUGCGGGCACUAACGUGGGGAAAAUAACGCGCGUGUCAGAGCAUCACACCUCUAAAAACCACAACCAUGUUUGGCCGAUCACGGAGCUGGGUUGGAGGACAGGGGAAAACGAAAAACAUCCAUUCCUUGGAUCAUUUGAAGUACAUGUACCAUGUCCUGACGAAAAACACCACAGUGACAGACCACAACAGAAACCUUCUCGUGGAGACCAUCCGCUCCAUCACAGAGAUUCUCAUCUGGGGGGACCAGAAUGACAGCUCUGUAUUUGACUUCUUCCUGGAGAAGAACAUGUUUGCCUUCUUCCUGAACAUCCUGCGUCAGAAGUCGGGACGCUAUGUGUGCGUCCAGCUCCUCCAGACCCUCAACAUACUGUUUGAGAACAUCAGCCAUGAGACUUCCCUAUAUUACCUCUUGUCCAACAACCACGUCAACUCCAUCAUCGUCCACAAAUUUGACUUCUCAGACGAGGAGAUCAUGGCCUACUAUAUCUCCUUCCUCAAGACCCUGUCACUUAAACUCAACAACCACACUGUGCACUUCUUCUACAAUGAGCACACUAAUGACUUUGCCCUGUACACCGAGGCCAUUAAGUUUUUCAACCACCCUGAAAGCAUGGUCCGCAUCGCAGUCCGGACCAUCACACUCAAUGUCUACAAAGUGGACAACCAGCACAUGCUGCACUACAUCCGAGAUAAGACAGCGGUUCCAUAUUUCAGCAACUUGGUCUGGUUUAUUGGCAGCCAUGUCAUCGAACUGGACAAGUGUGUGCAGACAGAUGAAGAGCAUAAGAACAGAGGAAAGUUAAGUGACCUGGUAGCAGAGCACCUUGACCACCUGCACUACCUGAAUGAUAUCCUCAUCAUCAACUGUGAAUUCCUCAAUGACGUUUUGACCGAUCACCUCCUCAACCGUUUGUUCCUGCCCCUCUACGUCUACUCUUUGGUUAUCCCCGAGACGUCUGACGAGCGAAAGAUCAACCCUCAGGUGUCCCUGUACCUGCUGUCUCAAGUGUUUCUGAUCAUCCACUAUCAGCCGAUGGUCAACGCCCUGGCUGAAGUUAUACUCAAUGGAGACCUGUCCGUCUUCACCCCACAGACGGACAUACACAGCACGCACAAGAACACGACCAGUGCAGGAGGUGUGCGUCGCUUCACCAAGCCCCCAGAGUCUCUGGAGCGCUCUCUGGAGCUGUCCCGCCACCGCGGCCGCAAGAGAACUCAGAAGAGGCCAAACUAUAAGAACCUGGGCGAGGAGGAGGACGACGAAAGGGCAGGGGGAGGGGGAGGAGGAGGAGGUGGUGGAGGAGGAGUAGAGGAAGGCUGGGACGACGACAGCAGCAGAGGAGGAGAGAGGGAGGGAGGUCGAGAGAGGGAGAAGGGAAAAGGUACAGAGGGAGUAGGAGGAGGAGGAGGAGGUGGGAGUUCUAAGGGAAGCAGAGCGAGUGGGGAGACGGCGGAAGAGAUAGAGAUGGUGGUGAUGGAGAAGUGUAAGGUGUCAGAGCUGACGGAGCAGAACAUCACUGAUGAAGAAAAGACGGCUGCAGCCACCCGCACACACACACAGAGGAGCAGGCCCUUCUUAGACAUGGUGUACAGUGCUCUCGACUGUACCAACGAUGACUACCAUGCCCUGUUUGUCCUCUGCCUGCUUUAUGCUGUCUCACACAGCAAAGGGAUCAACAGAGACCUGCUGGAGCGUCUGCAGUUGCCGGUUCCUGACCAGGAGAAGAGCUCCUACAGCCUGGUGCUGGUAGAGAGACUCAUCAGAGUAAUGAGCCAAGCAGCACAGCCAGAUGGUAAGGUGCGUCUAGCUACCCUGGAGCUGACCUGCCUGUUAUUAAAGCAGUCUGUGCUGUCUGGAAACCACUGUCUAAUCAAAGACGUACAUCUGGCCUGCCUGGAGGGUGCAAGAGAAGAAAGUCUGCAUUUACUGCGGAGAUUCUACAAGGGCGAGGAGAUCUUUCUGGACAUGUUUGAAGAUGAAUACAGGAGCAUGACGAGUAAACCUCUGAAUGUGGAGUAUCUCAUGAUGGAUGCCUCAGUGCUGCUGCCGCCCACCGGGACCCCUCUGACAGGCAUCGACUUUGUCAAGAGACUUCCCUGUGGAGACGUGGAGAAGACACGCAGGGCGAUCCGCGUGUUCUUCAUGUUACGGUCCCUAUCGCUUCAGCUUCAGGGAGAACCUGAGACGCAGCUGCCUCUGACCAGACCUGAAGACCUCAUCAAGACAGAUGAUGUCUUAGACCUCAAUAACAGUGACCUCAUAGCCUGUAUGGUGGUCAGUAAAGAUGGCGGCCAGGCCCAGAGGUUCCUCGCUGUGGAUGUGUACCAGAUGAGUCUGGUCGAACCAGAAACCAAGAGGCUCGGAUGGGGUGUAGUGAAGUUCGCCGGCCUUCUGCAAGACAUGCAGGUGUCUGGCGUUGAGGAUGACAGCAGAGCGCUGAACAUCGUCAUCCAUAAGCCCAGCUCCAACCCCCACGCCAAGCCCCUGCCCAUCCUGCAGGCUAACUUCAUCUUCGCCGACCACAUCCGCUGCAUCAUCGCCAAGCAGAGACUGGCCAAGGGUCGCAUCCAGGCCCGACGCAUGAAGAUGCAGAGGAUCGCAGCUCUGCUGGACCUGCCUGUGCAGCCCAGCGCCACGGAGGUGUUGGGUUUCGGUCAGACAGCCAACGCUUCACCCAGCGGCCUGCCUUUCCGCUUCUACGAGCAGUCGAGACGGGCGCCCAAUGACCCCACGGCAAACAGAUCAGUCUUCGCCUCCGUCGAUAAAGUACCAGGUUUUGCAGUGGCUCACUGUGUGUCGCAGCACAGUCCCUCGCCCCUCUCCUCCCCCUCGCCUCCCUCCAGUGGGAGUGGGAGCACAGGAAGAUGUGACUCUGUUACUGCGAGCACUAUAUCAGCUCAGAGCCCCACAGAUGAUGGCACAUUUUUGGAGCACACCCCGCCCUCCUCCUCAGGCGGAGAAGGGGAAGGAGGAGGUGGAGAAGUAACGCUGGUCUCCUCUGCCCCAGUCUCUGCUCAGGCCCUGGCCCCGAGCCUCACCCCGGCCUCCCAGCCCACCAUCUCGCUCCUCACCGACAACAACGCAGACACCCUCAGCGUGGAGUCGCUCACACUGUUGCCCCCCGCGGACUCGCCGCACCUGCACCCCUGCGCCAGCCACGUUCCCACGACGCACUCCCUCCAGAGACCAGAGGCCUCCAUCGCGGAGGAGGAGGAAGGUGAGGAAGAAAAAGAGGGCAAUAGGGAAGGAGAGAAAAGAGAAGAGGAGGAGCUGGAGGAGGAAGAGGGGUCGCCAAUGGAUGAGACGGAAACAGAUGCAACGGUAAAAGAGGAAACCACAACAACAGAGCUGGUCACCCCCGGUGACGAGACACCAGAGGGAGAAGACACACCUCCAGAGGUGAGUAGAGACCAGUUCUCUGCUGCAGAGCUGCAAGAAAGAGACGACUCAGCAGAAUACACAGAAGACACGGAGAACCGCACUGAGACACCAGACUCUCCCGAACUCGAUUAAACAACACACACAAUCAUGUUUAUGCACUCAAACAUUUCUCUCACACACUAAGAGGACAGUGAGGUGUGAUAGUCCAACUAUCCAGCUUGACUGCAGUAUAUUUUCAUGUUGCGACGUGUAGACAGUGUGUGGUGUGAAUAGUCAUCAGAGGAUUUUGGAGGCAUCUCAACAUUUUGUGUUUGCACAUGAAGAAAGACUCUUUUUACAGCGGACAAGACACCGAUGGAGCUGGACGAAGGCUCAAAGCACACUUGGGUUUCUGUGCACUCUGAGCGUGUCCGCUUGUGUUUUUAGCGAGCGCGCGUAAAGGCGCGCAACCAGCAAUGUUUUCUACUCAUUCUGAUCGAUUUGUUUGUCAGCUCAAACAAACACGCACGCCACAUGCUGCUGCUGUGAGCUCUUUAUCCACAUGUGAGGUUUGAAGAGACCUGCUCUAUUUUUGUGUCUUGUGAUUCACCACUCAUGUUUGUGGUGGUGGCCACUUCUAUGCUAACACACACAGUUCACACUGCUGCACUUGCCUUUUAACCGCUGCAUGUCAGACCCGUUAGCAGUUACUGCCACCUAGAACUGCUACUGAGGAGAUGUGUGUGUGUGUGUGUGUGUGUGUGUGUGUGUACGUCUCAAAUGAUUCGGCCACCAUGGUUGUGUGUGUGUUUUCUACAUUUUAUUAAGUUGUUAUCGUGUAAAGUCAUGAUCCAUUCAUUUCCCAUUUAUUAACUGGAAUCUAUUAUAGAAAAUGUGUUAAUUAAUCCGCAGCAUCUCGGGCAACGAGGGAGCAGGUCUCAGACUAUAAACGUUAAUUUGUGAUGUCGCAGCUCACAUCUAAUAUCAGAUCUUUUAAAGUGUUGUGCCCUGCUUGUAAACAUUUGGGUCAGUUCAUCUUGGAUGCAAGGUGAGGUGUGUGAAAGCAGCUUUUUGAUUGUCAUCACAGCCAACAGCACACAGUUGGUUGAUCUCUGGGUUGACAGUUUCGCACAGGUUGCUCGUGUGCAGUGUAACAAAGCAUUUUCUUCAUCACAUAUGCAACAGCAGUCAGCAAACCUUUGUGGAUUCACUUUUAUUUUUAGGUCACUAACAGGUCACAGCCUGAAGGAAUUAGAUAACGUGUGUUUAUUCACAGAGGGGAUUUAUCAAUCAGCAACCUGACUGACAGAAUAAUUGAUUUGAUGGAUCUGAAUGGAGCUGAAUAAGUGGUACAGUAGUAAUACAUAAUUAAUAGCAGUUCACUGAGUGGUAGUAAAUAAUUUAAUUGAGUCAGGCCACGCAGGCAUUCAGUCAUUCUCGACACAAAGAAUCUCAACUGGUCUUUUACUCACUGUAAGGUGGAGUAUAGUUUGAUAUAUUUAGGAAAAUAGAUUAAAAAAAGUUUCAUUGCUUUUUUAAAUUCAAUUCUAACAGCUUCACAGAGUGAUGUCAGAGUAGUGUCAUAGAUAUCAGUGACUUGAAAGAGUCAUGAGACACAGUUUGAAAUUACAGCCAUGUCUUCAGAUCUGCCAACUUUCACAACAACACUGAGUUGAAUGUAUCUGCUGGUUGCCCCUCAGGCACUGACCUGAGCUCAGUUUUCCUCUCCAUAUAUAUGAGAAUGGGUUCAAAUAGAUAAAUGCUCUUAACGCUUUUAUGUGUCGGGAACAUCCUGUCUGUAAUAUGAUAAACUGUCAAAACAGGAUGCUGAGCAUGAUGGUGAGACUUGAAACAACCAUUUUCCAGGAAAGAAAAAUAAUUCUGUUGAUAUUUACCUCAGAAACAAACAAAAGAUUACAUUACGAUCUUAAAGUGGGCACACAGCUACGUUUAAAAUCUUUAACCCCAAGAAACAAAAGCUCUCUGAGGUCAGUGUCGAGAGGCAAACCCCUCCUCCUUUAAUCAGCUGGAUAAAGCUUUACUACUGCAAUAAUCUAAGAGCUAACCAAUGAGGGGAGAGAUGAAUGUAACAGACUACUUAUCUCUCCAAACACUGGUGUUAUUUGAUCAUUCUAAAUAGGAUCAGUGUAUUUUAUCCUUAAUUCAUGACUUUAUUUGUAAAUUUUAGGAACAAAAGCAGUUUUGUGGAUUCUUUAGGACAUAUUUUCUCUCCUUCUCUUCAACCUUUUUAAUCCUUUUACGAACUUCUUUUCCCUUCCGACUUCUUUUCUGUGCCAUUACCUAACAGCUAAAGUCUUAAUGCUCGAUCAUUCUUAUUUUUUAACUCUGUACAGUCAUCAAGGAGUUUAUAAAGAGGAAAUUUAGAGCAAUAGUUUUUUUGGGGUUUUUUUUUUUUUUUUUGAGUCUGUCUCUUUUUCCAUCUUGCUACUGUAAAAAGCAGACGAAUGAUAGUGAAGUCCACUGGCGUGCUGAAGAGGCUUGGCACAAUUUGGAGAGCAGCUUCUGAUGGUUCGGAGGAACACGCCGCCAUGUUCGACGACAACAUGGAGGCGUGGUGCACGCCACCAUCGGCAACCUCUAUCAAACAUGUCAUGACAAGCUUCCAUUAUUAAGUCUCUGAUUGUAGUGUGUGUGUAUGUAAUAUGUUUAUAUGCUCUGUAAAUGCUUUUUGCUUUUAAACCUGUAAUUAUUGUUAAUGAACUGAAACAGAGGAAUAAAUAAAGAACUGCAAUAAAUUAUUCUACUUAACAACA
Molecule: messenger RNA, 6260 nt
Organism: Centropristis striata (black sea bass)
Lineage: Eukaryota; Metazoa; Chordata; Actinopteri; Perciformes; Serranidae
Gene: clec16a
Product: C-type lectin domain containing 16A
Exons: 23
Coding region: 190-3639 (1149 amino acids)
Biological process (GO): endosome to lysosome transport; endosomal transport; regulation of autophagosome maturation
Cellular component (GO): endolysosome membrane; late endosome
Source: RefSeq, a predicted model, not a curated record